Diaporthe citri is the source of this 1458-nucleotide messenger RNA. RefSeq lists its product as uncharacterized. Gene Ontology annotation, biological process: ubiquinone biosynthetic process. Gene Ontology annotation, molecular function: FAD binding; oxidoreductase activity, acting on paired donors, with incorporation or reduction of molecular oxygen, NAD(P)H as one donor, and incorporation of one atom of oxygen; 2-octaprenyl-6-methoxyphenol hydroxylase activity. The record is from RefSeq and is a predicted model, not a curated record. Gene Ontology annotation, cellular component: mitochondrion. The transcript is spliced from 2 exons. Lineage: Eukaryota; Fungi; Ascomycota; Sordariomycetes; Diaporthales; Diaporthaceae. The coding region runs from base 1 to 1458 and encodes 485 amino acids.
AUGGACGUGCUUCUCCGACGGUCUGCUUCCAGCUAUCUCUGUCGACGCUGCUUUCGGCAGGCUGGAAAGUCACUCAGGCGCUCCUACGCCAGCACGGCUGGACAGCCAGACAUCUAUGAUGUCGUGUGUGUGGGAGGCGGUCCUGCAGGCCUCAGCUUGCUCACUGCCCUGCGCGCGAACCCCGUCACAUCCGGCCUCCGAGUAGCCCUUAUCGAGGCGCAGGACCUGUCAAAAACCCGCCAGUGGAAGCUCCCUCCGGACCGCUUCUCGAACCGAUGCAGCUCCCUGACGCCGACGUCCGCUGACUUCUUCGAGAAUAUCGGGGCAUGGAAGCACUUCAAGCAGGAAAGGAUACGGCCAUACCACGAGAUGCAGGUCUGGGACGGCGUCUCGGAUGCGCGCAUCGAGUUUGACUGGGGCGGCGGCCCCGGCCAGACUAUCGCAUACAUGAUCGAGAACCUCAACAUAACGUCCGGCCUCCUCGGCCGCCUUGACGAGUUGGGCGGGGUAUCUGUGUUCGACAAUACGAGGGUAGAGGGUAUCACAUUCGGUGAGGAGAAGGACGGACUGAACCUGUCCGAGUGGCCAGUCAUCCAGCUGGCGAACGGUCAGCGGCUCUGGGCGAGGCUCUUGGUUGGCGCAGAUGGUGCCAACAGUCCUGUCAGGUCCUUCGCCGGCAUUGAAGCACGAGGCUGGGACUACGGAAGACACGGUGUUGUUGCGACUCUUCAACUCGAGGGUGAAGGCUGGGGUGGCGAGAACACGAAGAUCGCAUACCAACGAUUCCUGCCCACGGGGCCUGUUGCCAUGCUGCCCAUGCCCGGGAAUUACUCGACACUCGUGUGGUCGACGACUCCGGAUCGAGCUUCGCGGCUGAAGAGCCUGUCUGCUGCGGACUUUGCUGCUACGGUCAACGCUGCCUUCCGCUUGAGCCCCGUGGAUCUGGACUACCUCCAUAGUCAAGGUUCUGGCCAGGUGGACGAGGUCUCGUGGCGUUCGCAACAUACUUCGGUCCAACCAAAGGCCAUCCCUCAGCCUGUAGUCGGAGUUCAAGAAGGCACAGUAGCGUCCUUCCCCCUCAAGCUGCGCCACGCUGAUACUUACAUCGGCGAGCGGGUCGCGCUCGUGGGUGACGCUGCCCACACCAUCCACCCACUAGCCGGUCAGGGUCUCAACCAGGGACAGGGAGACAUCCAGAGCCUAGCCAAGACCAUCGAGUACGCCGUCAGUCACGGACAAGAUAUUGGAACGCAACUGUCGCUGGAAUCGUACAAUGCCGAGAGGUACGCUGCAAACCAUGUGAUCCUGGGUGUCUGCGAUAAGCUACAUAAACUUUAUUCGGUCGGGAGCGGACCCCUGGUGCCUCUGCGGUCCCUUGGUCUCAGCGCUGUCAACGCCAUGAGGCCAGUGAAGGACUUUUUUAUGAGCCAGGCCGCUGGUCAUGGUCUGAAGCUGUAG